Molecule: messenger RNA, 927 nt
Organism: Aspergillus lentulus
Lineage: Eukaryota; Fungi; Ascomycota; Eurotiomycetes; Eurotiales; Aspergillaceae
Source: RefSeq, a predicted model, not a curated record
AUGCCUCUAACUCGAGCACAGUCUCGUACCGCAGUGGAACGCAAAGAACUGAAGCCGACCUCAGGUGUAUCGAAAUCGGACCAAGCCACACCAAGGAAGCGUAGGGCACAGCAAGAGGAAGAAGUAUAUGGACAAGGGAGAAAACAGAAACACCGGCUGCCUUCAAAGAGCCAUUCGAUUCCCCGAAGCGGUAUUGCUGGAAAGAAGUCCGCAAACAAACAGGCCAAGGCUCCGGACGCGGAAAUGAUCAAACACAGAGCCAGGACUAAUUCUACGCGUAUGACCCAGAAGCUCGACAAACUGUUGGCAGAAUAUGGGUGUCUUCCUCUCGCUGACGUGGGAAUACCCUCGCCGAGCAAACCCACGCCACAGACUAUUCUUUCCCAUAUCCUGAAUGCACUCUUGUCUUCUGCACAUAUCUCGCACCAUAUCGCGAGGCGUGCUCUUCUCAAUCUGAUGAAACAGGGUUACUAUGACCUGGAGACACUGAAAGCAAGCACAUGGAAAGAACGAGUAGCCCUAUUGGAUGAAGCAGGAUAUGCUCGUUAUGAUUUUAGCACUGCCACUGAGCUCGGAAAACUAGCAACUUUGGUGAAAAAUAAAUAUGGAUCGGACAUAUCAAGGAUAUUGCCUUCGGAAACGGACGCUGAGUCAGGGCGUAAGCUGCUCAAAGAGCGCUUGCAGGAGGUCAAUGGAAUUGGUCCCCUUGGUAUCGAAAUCUUUAUCUCAACUGUGCAAGGGGUUUGGCCGUCGCUUUGCCCAUUUCUUGGCAGUCGCGACUUACAGGUAGCUGAGCAAAUAGGUUUGGGCAAAGAUGUGAAUGCCAUCUAUGAGUUGCUGGGUGGAAACCCUGAGCAGAUGGCAAAACUGAGCACUGCGCUUACAAAGAUCAGGCUGGAGAAACACGUCAAGGAAUACUUAGAGUGA